Molecule: messenger RNA, 949 nt
Organism: Corylus avellana
Lineage: Eukaryota; Viridiplantae; Streptophyta; Magnoliopsida; Fagales; Betulaceae
Source: RefSeq, a predicted model, not a curated record
CUUCAAUCCUAAAGUUUUGAAAACUUCUCGAUUGAAAUUGAAGAGGCAGCAUCUCAGAAGUGUCGGCAACCGGCCAUUCGAGAGGAUUGUUAAAUCAUCAUUUAUUUGAAACGCUUAAGCUAAUAUGAAAUGGGAUAUUCUAGAUGAUUAUACCAUCAAGUUGGGAAAAGUAACUGAAGUAGUCCUUAAGGGCAUGGCAAGGUCACUGAACUUAGAGGAUGACUGCUUUUUGGAGCAAUAUGGAAAACGAGCAAAAAUGACUGCAAAAUUCAACUACUAUCCAAAAUGUCCAAGGCCAGAUCUUGUUCUUGGGAUCAAACCACAUGCAGAUGGAUCAGGAAUCACUAUUCUCUUGCAAGACAAAGAAGUGGAAGGCCUUCAGUUCCAGAAAGACAAUCAGUGGUUUAAAGUUCCAAUCAUUCCUGAGGCCCUUCUCAUUAAUGUUGGUGAUCAAGCAGAGAUAAUGAGUAACGGAAUAUUCAAGAGCCCAGUACACAGAGUGGUGACAAACUCAGAAAGGGAGAGGAUUUCUUUGGCUGUGUUCUGCAUUCCAGAACCAGAAAAUGAGAUUGAACCGGUUGAUGGGCUAGUGAAUGAGUCAAGCCCAAGAUUAUACAGGAAGAUGAAAAAUUAUGCUGCUAUCUAUUUCCAGUACUACCAGCAAGGGAAGAGACCAAUUGAUGCAGCUAAGAUUUAGUUUGUGUUGUCCUAAUUUCUUGUGUUUUGUACCUAAAGAUGAUUGCAUUGGAUUUUAAUGGACAUAAUAAUGGCAACAGCUUGAUGGCAGUUGAUCUGAGGAAACGUGACCAAAUCCUUGAGCAUCUGUGGAAAAUGUUGAGGAAGAUUUUUUGUUUGUUUCUUUUUCGUUUCUCUUUUAUCUUUGUAUACAGGUUAGUUUUUGUAUUUCCAACAAUUAUGGUACCAAAAAUAAGAAGAAUUUAUUCAUUCG